Molecule: messenger RNA, 596 nt
Organism: Thamnophis sirtalis
Lineage: Eukaryota; Metazoa; Chordata; Lepidosauria; Squamata; Natricidae
Source: RefSeq, a predicted model, not a curated record
GCUUUCCAAGUGAAGAUGGGCAUUUGGGCUAUUCUAUUCCUUCCACUACUUGUGGUUGGAUUUAGUGGAAUUGUAUACAUUUAUCGGAAAGUUACUCAGCUGAUGACAAAGUCUGCUGUGCGGAGCAAAGUUGUAGUAGUCACUGAUGCUCUGUCUGGUGUGGGCAAGGAAUGUGCACAAGUAUUUCAUUCAGGAGGAGCAAGGCUGAUUUUGUGUGGGAAACACCUGGACAAAUUAGAAGUUCUCUGUGAUGCUUUAAAUAGUGCAGCCGAUCCUACUAUAACUUCUUCCGAAAGUCAGCUUAUGGUGUCCGCCCAACAGAGGUAGCAGAAGAAAUUCUACGGACCGUGAACCGGAAGAAGCAGGAAGUGUUCAUGGCAAACCCCAUCGCAAAGGCAGCUGUUUAUAUUCGCACUUUCUUCCCAGAGAUAUUUUUUGCUGUGGUUGCUGCUGGAGUGAAAGAAAAACAGAAAAUUGAAGUUGAAAACUGAUCACAUCAAGUUCAUCUCCCUUGGUAAAAGGGUUAUGCCAAUUCUCUCUCGCAGAAGCUAGAGAGAGGCAUCUUGGAAGUAUGUUGUAUGAAUCCAAAUGAAACA